ACCAAGUCCUAACAAUUCCUAACAAUUCCUAACAAAGUCCUAACAGUUCCUAACAAGUCCUAACAAGUCCUAACAAGGUCCUAACAGUUCCUAACAAAUCCGAACAGAGUCCUAACAACAGCGUGGCAAAAGAGCCAAUCAUAUGCUUCAAAAAAAUUGCCGCUCCAAGGGGGGCAAAAGAGCCAAUUAUAUGCGUCGAAACAGGUGCCCCGUGCAAACAGUGUUCUGAUAGGUUACUGACGGAGACGAUGUUACAGUUCAUCCUCAGGUAACUGUAUUUAAUACCGUCGGCGAAUAUCUCUAGACACUAAAAGUAAGUAGAACUUACUAAAUUAUCUGAAUAUAAUUAUAAAUCACUGAAGUGAAAUCGUAAAAGUAUUUGUUGUUUUUGUAAAUAAUUCUGCUCUGAUAAACGUUGGAUGUUUUUCGUGAAGUUUGAUAAGACGGUCACAAAACCUUUAGGGAUAAUGCUAAUCGCUAUAUUAAUUAUUUUCUUUACUUGACGUUUUUAAGUGUCUUUUGUGUGUCUGUCUUUGGUUCAUCAAAUUAAACUAGAACAGAGAUGCUCAAAUUUGUGUCUGUGUCGAGUGUUUAUGUCGCUGUUAAGUUUGAUAAGACGGUCACAAAACCUUAAGGGAUAAUGCUAAUCGCUAUAUUAAUUAUUUUCUUUACUGGACGUUUUUAAGUGUCUUUUGUGUGUCUGUCUUUUGUUCAUCAAAUUAAACUAGAACAGAGAUGCUCAAUUUUGUGUCUGUGUCGAGUGUUUAUGUCGCUGUUAAGUUUGAUAAGACGGUCACAAAACCUUAAGGAUAACGCGGUUAAUUAUUAUUUAAUAUGACAUGUAUACUAUUUUUAACAAAAUAUGUUGUCAAUAGAUAGAUAGUCACAAAAAAUGACUAAUAUCUAAUCUUUUACACCUCAUGAGUUCUCAUGAAAUUAGUACUUUAAUUAGUAAUAUCCUAUGAGAAUAUGUUUUUUGUUAUAUUUAUUUCUAAAUUUAAAUUGUAUGCGUUUUUCAUUGUACUGAGUAAGACCAUAUGCUGUAAACAUCUUGUUCUAUUCUUUGACCAUUUAAGUACAAAUCGUUGAAAUACCCAUUAUUACAGUGUAGUAGAGUAUUACAUUAUUAUUCAUAUGAUCUUUUUUGUAUAAUAUUAGUCUUUCAGACAAAACACUGGUUACACCACUUGACCAUAACGUCUGCAGCAAUAGGACAAGAGAUCGAAACAGAAAAUAGCCAUCAAGAUGCCAAAGCAAGGAAAGCCAGAUUCAUUCUGGACCGGCGUCAUGAUGCUGUUUGCCCAGGGGAAAUAUAAAUUUUCCACUGGCCAGAGACCCGGGAGCAGACGUUGGAAGGCAGUGUUAGAGAGGAUAAAGAAUUGUCCGCUGACCCCUGCAUAUGGCCUAACGGUCAGAAAAAAAGAUAUUUUUGGGAAAAAUAUUCCCUGCAAAUGUGGCUACCAUGAUUCAGGACAGCACACAGGGACCGCAGCAGGUCCGCAGCAGACAGGGACCGCAGCAGGUCCACAGCAGACAGGGACCGCAGCAGGUCCACAGCAGACAGGGACCGCAGCAGGUCCACAGCAGACAGGGACCGCAGCAGGUCCACAGCAGACAGGGACCGCAGCAGGUCCACAGCAGACAGGGACCAGUGGUAAUACAAUGACAUGCUCCCUUUGUGCUCAGGAAGUGCUCUCUGACCAGUUUACACAGCAUCUGUCAGACUUCCAUGUCCAAGAGGAGUGUGAGCACUGUGGCACAAAGGCCAUGGGUGCUGUCAGGUUAUCAGAGCACCUUGAGAAGUGUCAUGUCUUAACCUCACCUUCAGCCCAUCCCUCCACUACCCCAGCCCAAGAGAUGACACCGACACCAAUCGUCUCUCCCCGAGAUGCUCCAGCUACAGUCUGCCUCACAGCCCAGGAGACGACACCAACCAUCUGUCUCCAAGUUGCUCCUGCUCCUACCCCUCCAACCCUAUCUGAGAUGGCACCAGCGACUCAGAGUGGCACACCACUUCCAUCUUCUCCUGCUUCUGCUCCUCCUCCAGCAGCACCAGGACUACCAGUCCCUCUGCGCUUUCCAGAGGUAAGCCGGGCCAGGUUUUUACCAAAGCCAUUCCUCCGGGUCAUCAAGCCAGGUGAUUUGGAGUGGAUUGCCCACAUUCUCUAUGACGCAAGAGGGCAGCUGAAACAGAAUGUCAGGGAAAAUUGGCACCACCCCCCAAGCCCAAUCAGAUCUGUGGCACCUCCAAACCCACACGAUUACUUUCGUCAGAGGAUGUUCCUGUGGGCACCAAUGCGCAUGUGGGGCAUACCUUUGAAAUGUAAUCAGUGCAACCGAAAGAUGCACCACUCUGGCAUUUACACCAAGGUCAGAGAGGUCAUUGAUGUGGACAGCAAGUACUAUUUAAUAGGGGGAGAUUACCCAAGGUGCAGCCAGUGCAAACUACCUGUCUGUCCUUGGAGUAGUGAUAUUUUAAAGCAACUGGACCCCUCUAACCGCAACAAAUUCCCUGCUGUGUUGACUACACAUUUGGCACUGGACAGAAAAUGUGUGACACUUUUGCGUCCUAGAACAGCAGGGAAUAGCUCCAGUUACCUGCAGCAGGCCUUUCAAGAGGCACACAGUGAGGAGUGGGCCAGGAGAUCCUGUGACUAUUUCACAGAUUGUGAAAUUCACAAAAGAUCCUGCCUGAAGCAGUCCCAGGCUGUUUAUUCCCCGCCACCACCCUUCAUUCCCUUGCCCCUGGCCCAGUGGUUUGAGACAGUGCAUGCCAACGAUGUUGUCGGCCACCUUGAUGAACUCAAAGGUGUCAUCACUUCAACGUUUGGCAGAAUUCUGAAGCUCGAUUCCACUAAGAAGGUGACCAAAAAACUGGCUGGUGGUAUUGAGAACACGGCAACAUGGAUGACCAAUGUUGGGAACGAGUAUGGUCAGGUCCUCAACUCUGUCCUCACAACCGGCGAGGGGGCUGGACUGGAUGACCUGUGCCAAGGGAUCGUCCAACGGUACAGGGAUGCUGGUGAGCCACAGCCAGCCGCCAUCUAUGUGGAUAGAGACUGUUGCAGUGACAGAGGGGUGAGCCCAGUUCUCCAUUGGUUUCGGCCAUGGACGUCCACUGUGCGGUUGGAUGUGUUCCACUUUAUGAGGCGAUUCACCAAAGGUCUCAUCACGGAACACCAUCCUCUCUAUGGUACGUUCUGCUCCAAAUUGUCGAGCUGCAUUUUUGAGUGGGAUUACCAGGACAUCAGUAAUCUGAAGGAGGCGAAGCGGUCAGAGCUGAGGCAAAAGCAUCAGGGCUAUGAGCCAACAGAUGCCCAGGUGUUGGCGAGCAUCAGCCCUAAAGAACUAGCCAAGCACUGCCGCAGGAAAACCCGGGGAGUGGAGGAGACCCGUGCCCUCAUCAAAAGUCUCCUUGACUCCAUGUGGAACCUUGUGGACGGCACUGGGCUACACCUUAUUAACCACGAGCGCAUGUCUGAAGUGUGGAAGGUACAGCAAAAACACCUUGCCUGCAUCCAGGAUCCACCAGGAGUGCAGCUUUAUACUAACAUUGGGUCAGGGCUGGAGAAAGGAGACAAGACACUGGAUGUUCUAAGAUGCGCCAGAGGGUCCUCCUCUUUGGAAAGCUUUCAUAAGCACCAGUGUGCUUUCAUUCCAGGGUGGAGAUGCAAUGCAUUGCACACUCAGAUGUACAUGCUUGAGGGUGUGUCAAGGUGGAAUUUAAACCGGUCAGCACAAGCACUUUCAAUGACUGAGACAUCCAGGACAAAGCUGUAUGACAUUCGUUUGAUGUCCAAUGUAAAUGCGCUCAGCAACAAAGUCUUGGGAAAACCUCUUCUUCCAGAGUUUAUCCCCCCUGGGAAACCUACAGGAGAGCGAAUUGCUGUUGAAUAUCUUCUGGCACAAUCCAACAGAGGAGAUCUUCUGAGCCAGCAGACUGGUAAUGCUGACAUCCUGCCUGAGAUCUUGGAUGAAGACCUUGAGGAUGAAUGUCCUGAUGUGACCGUACCACAGGCUCAUGACCUCACAUUGCAGACUGAAGAGCGUUAA
Messenger RNA from Misgurnus anguillicaudatus (oriental weatherfish), 4053 nucleotides. The record is from RefSeq and is a predicted model, not a curated record. NCBI's taxonomy places the organism in Eukaryota, Metazoa, Chordata, Actinopteri, Cypriniformes, Cobitidae.